AUGGAUGCCGUCGCUUCGCACCAGCGGCUGGACUCCCAGAAGGGCCUCCGGCUGUGCCCCGAGAACCGCAGCGCGUCGGUGGGCCUGGAGGAAAAAAACUCGCUGCUUGGGAUGCAGGAAAAAAGGGGUGACGCGGGAGCCGGCCUGGUGGGCUGGCGGAGGGGGGUGAAGAGGUCCGUCAAGAGGAUGGGGGGCCAGCCGAAGCUGGUGGUCAUCGAGAUGGGGCGCAGCGUUGGCAACAAGGCGAGGAGCCUGUCGGGAAGGCUGGUAAGAAUGGUGAAGAGCGCCGUGCGGAAAGAUCGGUCGGAUACCAACUCCCUGCUGCCGCCAGGGCAAUAUCACUAA
This is a messenger RNA of Ostreobium quekettii, 345 nucleotides long. The record is from the annotation of a GenBank genome assembly. NCBI's taxonomy places the organism in Eukaryota, Viridiplantae, Chlorophyta, Ulvophyceae, Bryopsidales, Ostreobiaceae.